Molecule: messenger RNA, 540 nt
Organism: Vombatus ursinus (common wombat)
Lineage: Eukaryota; Metazoa; Chordata; Mammalia; Diprotodontia; Vombatidae
Gene: MSGN1
Product: mesogenin 1
Exons: 1
Coding region: 1-540 (179 amino acids)
Biological process (GO): regulation of transcription by RNA polymerase II; mesoderm formation
Cellular component (GO): nucleus
Molecular function (GO): protein dimerization activity; DNA-binding transcription factor activity, RNA polymerase II-specific; RNA polymerase II cis-regulatory region sequence-specific DNA binding
Source: RefSeq, a predicted model, not a curated record
AUGGACAAGCUGCAGGAGACGCUGCUGGGCCUCGAGGAGGGCCUGGCCUGCUCCAGCCCGGCUUUUCUCUCCUCUUGGGACUGGAAGGACGCACCGGGCCCCUUCGACCUCGGCCGGGCUGGCUCCCCUCAGAGCCUGUCUCCCACCCCGUCCUUUGCCUCCUCUUCCUCACCUGCCCACCCAGGGGUGGCUGACCUGGCCUGUGGCCACAGCGCCAGCAAUGGUGGCAGCAGUAGCGGUGGCAGCCUAGUGGCCUGUGGCAUGUUGGCCUUCCCUUCUACCUACCUGCAGAGUCCCGGCCCCAGCAAGGCCCCAAAGGGCACCAAAGUCAGGAUGUCGGCCCAGAGGCGACGGAAGGCCAGCGAGCGUGAGAAGCUGCGGAUGAGGGCUCUGGCUGAUGCCCUCCACACCCUGCGUAAUUACCUGCCCCCGGUCUACAGCCAGCGGGGUCAGCCUCUCACCAAGAUCCAGACUCUGAAAUAUACCAUCAAAUACAUCGGCGAGCUCACGGACCUCUUGAAUGGGGCCCAGCGGACCUAG